Messenger RNA from Argiope bruennichi, 5812 nucleotides. RefSeq names its product histone-lysine N-methyltransferase EHMT2-like. Gene Ontology annotation, cellular component: nucleus. Bases 201 to 4634 code for a protein of 1477 amino acids. The transcript has 24 exons. Gene Ontology annotation, molecular function: p53 binding; histone methyltransferase activity; protein-lysine N-methyltransferase activity. The record is from RefSeq and is a predicted model, not a curated record. NCBI's taxonomy places the organism in Eukaryota, Metazoa, Arthropoda, Arachnida, Araneae, Araneidae.
AUAAAUCAGCGAUAGAUUCGUUGUUUGAAACCCGGUUACUCUUUGCAGAAAAAGGACUCAUUCAAUUUAUUAUGUGUUUCAAAAUAAUGGAAGUAUAAUAGGUGAAAGCGGCAUAUCAAUGAGAUUAUAUUCUGUUUGAGAAAUUUGUAUGGUUUGUUAUGUUUUUAGAAAUUCAGAUUUUUUAUUGAAUUGUAGUAAAAAUGAGUUCUAAGUCCAACUCGGAGAAAAAAAGUGAUUCAUCUAAUUCAAAGAAUGACUCAAAUUCAUCAGGAAAUAAAAUCACCACAUAUUUCUCAGUUCUACGACCUGAGGGAAGAGCAAAAAUGUGUGCUACCAAAACUGGAGACUCAAAGCAAAAAGAAAUUUUACAGAAGCUAAAAAGUAAAGAUACUAUGACUCUCAGGACCAAAAGUGAGGAUGACAAAUCUGCUGCUAUUGAAUCGAUUUCAAAAAUUGAUUCUCCUCUUCCAUCAAGUAAAGAGAAACUUCGUGGAAAUAUAUCUGUCAGUUCAGCUCUGAAAACUCCUUUAAGUCAGGUGUUGAGGAAGAGUAUUGAAGCUUCUGAAAGUAAGAAAGAAUUAGAAAAAACUCAAUCAAUUAAAGAGGAGCAGCCUUCUGAAAGUGCUACUUCUUCUAUAGCAGACGAGGAACAGACUGAGAAAAAAGAAGCUGUUUCUGUAGACAAAACUUCAGAAGUUCCUAAAAUAAGCAGGAAAGCAAAGAAAAGUUUUGCUGAUACAGAUUCGGUAAUGGCUUUAAGGCGCUCCCAGAAAUCUCAAGAUCCUUCUCAAACUGUAACUUCUAGUUUGAGGUCUCAUGCCAAACGUAACCAGGAUGGAGCAGGUAAUACUAGUACCACGGUUAAAAGACGAGUUACUGUUUCUGAGCCCAGUGAAGUGUUUUCAGUGAAAAAUUCGUCUAAUAAAAAUUUCAUGCAGUCAUCCAGUUCUAAUCCAGCAGCCGCUUCUCUGUCACCAACUGAAGAGAAGGAACAAAGUUCAUCAAACCAAAGUAGUAUUUCUAGUGGAAAACUGAAGAAAAAUCGCAAAAGACAUUUCCGAGGUGGUACUUAUGGUUUGUUUCUCUCCAAAAAGAAGAAAAAAAGCCUUGCUAAAAAAUCUCAAGAAGAAUCUAAGGAUGAUGAAUGCAGUCUUGCAGGGACAGAAAACAGUAGUUAUUUAGAUUCAGAUGAUGGCAAUAGUUUGAUGAGUGAAGAUCUUUAUACUCCAUCAGAAAAAUCUCUUGCUGAUGAAGAGCCCAAUCCAGAAUCAAGAAAUUCUCCAAUGUUUCCUGCUGCGGAACCAAAGGUUGACGUUUCUACUGGAUCUAACCCAUUGCCUAAUAAUGAACAGGAGCAACCUGAAGUUCAGAAAGAAGCAGAAGUUAUCGAAUCUGUUGAAGACCAAGUAAAUAUUGAUGAUAAUAAAGAUGAUAUGGUCUUAUCUGAAAAUGAAGUUAACCCCUCUGUGUGUCCUACUGCCAUUGAUGAAAUAAGCCAGAAUGCAACAGAUAUGACUGAACAGGUUGAAGAUAUGCAAUGGGAACAGGAUAAAAAAUUCAGCCCUUCAUCUGACAAUAAUUUCCCUUCUGAAGCACUUAAAGCUCCUCAGUAUGAUGAUAUCAGCAAUGAGAGUUUCUCUAAUUCUGCCUCAUUUCCGUUUAAACAAUCUCCUACUGAAAAUAAUGAAGACAAAGUUUGUGAAGAACCUUUAUCUGAAAAGUUGGACGAGAAAAUGGACGAUGAAGCUAAAGAGGAAUUGAUCAGUGAAGAUAGAGAUGCCACUGAAACUACGCAGAUUGCUGAUACUGAAGAGCAGAGCUUUUCAAAUAUAUUUGAAAAUGAAGAAAAUUCAAACUUAGAGCAAGAACAAAUUACUGCUGAAAAAAAUUCCAUUUUGGACUCCAGUGGCCAAGAGCAAGAUAAUGAGAGUAUUGCUGCUUCUAUGCCAACAAGUGGUGAUGAACAUGAUACUGAAAAUCGAAAUUCUGAUGUAGAGUUAAAAGAUAGAGGAGAUGCAGGUGAUUCUUCAUCAACCAUUGCCACAUGUGUGAAAUCUCGUCAAAGAAUCAAAAGACGUUUUACUGAUGAUAUUGUAGAUACUGAUGUCGGGUUACUUUCACUUAAUUCAUCUAUGGCACCACCUCGUAAAGUUCCUCCAAAGCCUGAUCCACCAAAAGAUGUCAUUCAAACUUUUGUGUCUGUGACACAUAGUGAAGCUAAGAAAGGACCAGUGACCAAAAUUGAGUGCAUUUAUAACAGUCAUCAAGACCCUGUUAAGUCUUGUACAUGUGAAGGAGAAACCUAUGAAGCUAACUUAGGAAAUGAAGAAGAGGGUGUAUUUUGCCAGGCUGUAGAUUCUAUUGAUGAUAAGCUCGUUGGCUGCACAAAUCCUGUUGUAACACCAAGACUUGUUCGCUCUUCAGUGAAAAUCCCUUUCACAAUUAUGUGUGAAAUGCAUUUGUGGAGAUUAAAACAUCAUCAUUCGUGUCCAUAUUGUGGUCUGUUUUGUUCACAGGGUCACUUCAUGCAAUGCACUAGUUCAAAAGGCCGACAAAAAGUGAUACACCUGUACCAUGAACAAUGUCAACCAAAAGAAGAAGGUAUCCUGCCAUUUUGUUUGCAUUGUGGUACAAGUUCUGGUAUGAAACGAGUACAAUUAGAAAUGCAUAUGGCAAGCCCACCUGCUUUUUACAUGAGUCAAUUGCCAGCAAGUUUACCCAUCCCACCUGUUGCAAAGGCUAAGAUGUCAUUUUCCCCCAGUGAAUUGUUAACAAAGGAAGAAGAGGAAGAUAUUACUAAUUCUGCCUAUAAAAUUGAAGAUACUGGUAAAGUUUUAUCAUCUGUUGGACUGAGCAGUGGUCCUGAGAAAGAUGAACUUGAAAGAUUACUCCAAGUUUUCAAAGAAGAAAAGAUUGUUCCACAUCGUUAUUCAUCAGAAGAUUUCUAUAUUGCAGCUGCUGAAGGCGAUAUACUCAAAGUUUUAAAUAUAUUAGCCCAAGGUAUUGAUCCCAACCUAAAAUUUGAUAAUCAUGAAAAGGAGACUGCUUUGCAUGCUGCUGCAGCUGCAGGCCACACUUCUAUUGUCCACUUACUCAUUCAGGCUGGAGCUGUAAAUGAUGCCAUAAAUGAAAAGAUUUAUACUCCUUUGAUGUUGGCAGUUGAAAAUAAUCAUAAAGAUGUUGUUUUCUAUUUAAUUAAAAGUGGAGCAUGUGCAGAUUUUAAGGGUGAAAAUGGUAUGUCCAGCUUUCACAUUUCAGCUAAAAAUGGAAGUCUGGAAAUUUUGAAAAUGUUGAUGAGUUCCCGAUUUGUUGAUGUCAAUGCUCAGGAUGAUGGUGGUUGGACUCCUAUUGUUUGGGCUUCUGAACACAAUCACUAUGACGUGGUAAAAUAUUUGCUGAAAAGAGGAGCCAAUCCGAAUAUUAAAGACAAUGAAGGCAAUACAGGUCUACAUUGGUCAGCAUUUGGUGGCAGUGUUGAUAUCUGUUACUUAUAUUUGGAUUUCGGUUGUGACAUAAAUGCUGUCAAUGAGCGAGGGGAUACUCCAUUACAUAUUGCAGCAAGACAGGAUAGUUUGCCAUGUGUUACACUUUUCUUAUCCAGAGGUGCUGAUGUUCAAAUAAAAAACAAAACAGACCAGAUUCCUGCUGAAUGUGUGAUUGACAAAAACAGUGAUACUUAUUUAUCUUUGAGCUUAAAUAUGUUACUGAAGAAGAUUUCUGGCAAAUAUCAGCAUAAAGCUGAAAAGAUAUUGCAUAGAGACAUAUCUAGAGGCAAAGAACAAAUUGCUAUUCAGUGUGUUAAUGAUGUUGAUGAUGAACCUCCUCCCUUAGAUUUUUUGUACGUCACAGAAAACUGUGAAACAACUCCUAUGAAUAUAGAUCGCACUAUUACGUCAUUGCAGUCAUGUCACUGUGAAGAUGACUGCUCUACUGCCAGUUGUACUUGUGCCAGUAUCAGUUACCAGUGUUGGUAUGAUAAGGAAGGCUUACUGUUACCAAAUUUCAAUUUAGCUGAUCCACCUAUGUUGUUUGAGUGUAAUCGAGCUUGUUCUUGUUGGAGUCUGAAUUGCCGAAACAGAGUUUUACAAAAUGGAAUGACUUGUCGGCUGCAGCUUAUUCGUACAAAAGGCAAAGGGUGGGGUGUGAGAACACUCAAAGAUAUUCCUAAGGGGACAUUUAUUUGCGAAUAUGUUGGUGAAAUGAUAUCUGAUUCUGCAGCAGAUAAAAGAGCUGAUGAUUCUUAUUUGUUUGAUCUUGAUAAUAGAGAUGGUGAAACAUACUGUUUGGAUGCUAGAUACUAUGGAAAUAUUAGCAGGUUUAUCAAUCAUCUUUGUGAGCCUAAUUUAGUGCCUGUGAAAGUUUAUGUGGAUCAUCAAGAUCUGAAUUUUCCAAGAAUUGCUUUUUUCAGUUCAAGGGAUAUAAAGCAGUAUGAAGAGUUAGGGUUUGACUACUGUGAAAAGUUUUGGGUGAUUAAGUACAAAUAUUUCACAUGUGAUUGUGGCAGCCCAAAAUGCAAAUACUCCAAGGACACUAUUCACAACACUUUAGCAAAUUAUUAUAGAAGGGUGCGAGAGGAGCAAAUGGAGGAAGCUGCUCAACAACCUGUGGCACCAGAAGUGGUACCUUUUCCUUAAACAGAUCUUAAAAUAAAUGUGUGCUUUUAAAAGCAUUCCUGUAUUUUGGAAGUGGUAAAAGAAAUCUUAUAGAUGGUGAUAUCAAAGAUGCUUCUUCUGCAAGAGUGCUAUUUAAGAAUGGUUUUUACUUCAAUAUUUUUAGUAAUGUGUAUUUUUUAAAUUCAUGUGAUGGAAUCCAUGUUAGAGGAAGAUAAACUUUUAUGGGAACUGCAAAUAAUGACUGACUGUUUAAAAAUUAUUUAAUUUAAAAAGUAAUUGAUUAAAAAAUUGUUUAUCAAGAUAAACAUCAUUUUUAUUUUCAUAUCAUUUAUUGAUAUCAUUGUGGCUAUGGCAAAUACAAGAUUUAUUUAUUUUCAAUCAGUUUAGAUGAGAUUGAUGUAAAUAAUUAUAUUCAGUUAUUUUUAUCUUUAACACUAAAAGUACUAAGACCAAUCAAAUAACUGUUUUCCAUUUGCUGAGUACUUUGAAAGUGUCAGUACAUUUAAUGUUAGAGACUACAAAUCCACUAGUUAUUUUUGAUUUUAUCAUGCAUGCAAAAAUGUUUUGUGUUUUUAAAAUGUGGGUAUAACUAUUUUGCACCAAAGAGUAAGUAUUUUUUAAUUUUUUUGUUAUUAUUAUUAAUAACAUUAUGUGAAAUUAAUUUAAAAUAAAAAUUAUAUUUUUGGUACUUAAAUUUUGGAUUAAAUCACAAGAUUUCAUUUCAUUUUCAUUUCUUGUAAAUUUGAUCCAAGUGAUAAAUGUAUAAUCAGUAUUUUAACUGUAAGUUUGUCUAUGCAAUUAUAUAUAUUUUAACAUUAUGUUUAAACACAGUGAGACAUAAUAUAAUAAUUCUUAAGAAUAUGUUUUUUGUAUUCAUGUUUUAUUUGACUAGAUUUUCAAAUUAAGAAAGGUAAUUUAAUUUAGUUGAAAAUGUAAUUGUUUGUUUAUAUUACUUUUUAUUUAACUGAAUCAAUUUAUUAAAUUCUUCAUUAGGCACAGUCAUUAGUUAGAAUUAAAAUUACAGUAUGGCUUUGUAUCUAAAUUUGCAUUUAAAUUGUAGAGUUGCAAUUAAAAUUUUGUGUUUGCUAAGUUAUCACAUGAAGCAAUUAUAGUCUAAAGACCAUACUGUAAUACAUAUUGACUAGAUACUGUGUCUAAUAGAAAGUUAAUCAGCUCAUAAAAAAAAAUAAAAAAAAUAA